Messenger RNA from Aspergillus bombycis, 849 nucleotides. RefSeq lists its product as uncharacterized. The record is from RefSeq and is a predicted model, not a curated record. The transcript has 4 exons. NCBI's taxonomy places the organism in Eukaryota, Fungi, Ascomycota, Eurotiomycetes, Eurotiales, Aspergillaceae. The coding region runs from base 1 to 849 and encodes 282 amino acids.
AUGCCUUCCUUCAUGUACAAGAAAAAGAGUAGCGGAGGUUUCCCGAGCUGCCGCAUAUGCCGCAUGGGUUUCCAGAUGGGCCCAGGCGACCUAGACAGUCUAGGCGGUACAAAUGGGCUGCAUGGGCGCCUGCGCCGCCAUCGGGGACUAUACCAUCUACACCAGUUACGAAAGAAGUCUUUCAUUACGCACUUGGACUGGUCCCGCUUCUACCGCGUGUACCUCCAUGAUACUCGUAAUGACAAUUAUCGGAUCUUGGGGGUGAGCAUUCACAUAGCGGUCGAGGUGCUGGAAGCAGUGCCACGUGAUACGGCGAUGGGGGUUAUUGGAUACCCUGAAAAGGACAGAGAUCGUCUGAUACAGGCAACAAGAGUUGGUCAGGAUAAUGACACGAGUUCUAAUGGUCUUGUUGGCUACUAUGUCCACGACAGUUGUUGGGAGUUACUUACCCACCAUGCCGUUGGGGAAAUUGCAAGGCGCUACUUGGCCUUGGUUGUCAAGAAUCUACUCUCACUGCUCAAGGAGAAACCCCUACUAGCCCUAAAGGGUUGGAGAGAAGCUGUUCGUGGCAACCUCGUUUUGGAUGAUCCCGCACCUAUCAAGAUCAUUCAACAUCUGAUCAAGCAAACUCGAACUCGGCCUCACGCGCGGUUUUACAUACAAGGGCCGGUCAACAGCCGUUUGUGCUACCUUCCAGUGGAGAUACUGUAUGAGAUCAUGGAUUACGUUUCCCCCAACGACGUCAAAAACGUGCAGAUCGCCAUAGAGUACUCCCUUGGAGAUGGGUACUGGCGCACACGUGUGCGAACAAAGCUAGUUUACGAAGGUGUUCGGAGAAGGGAGAACUAA